Molecule: messenger RNA, 3026 nt
Organism: Musca domestica (house fly)
Lineage: Eukaryota; Metazoa; Arthropoda; Insecta; Diptera; Muscidae
Exons: 3
Coding region: 1173-3026 (617 amino acids)
Source: RefSeq, a predicted model, not a curated record
CUAACUAUGGUUAGUGGUGUAGGGUAUCAUAUAGUCGGCCCGCCCGAAUUUUGACCUUUCCUUACUGGAUUUGUUUAUGAUAAAGUAGGCAUAUACUUUCUUUGUCAUGUGUACAUAAAUUUUUGUGAAAAAAUUAUUGUGCAUUUUUUAAUGAUUCAUUUGUGAAAAUAGUUUCAAUAUAAUUUGUGUGAAAUUAAAAUAUUUAAAAAAUGUCUAAGCGGUGCAUAUUCGCGUGUGAAAAAAUUGUGAAAACCUUUGGAUUUCCGACAGAUUCCACGGAAAAAGAGGAAUGGUGUCGAAUUUUGGGGCUGAAAUCCGAAAAAAUUGGACCAUGGCCACGCCUUUGCCAAAGACAUUUUGAAAGUUCGUGCAUAGGUGCCAAAAAAUUUAAAAAAUACACCAAGCCAAGUAAGUAUAAGAAUAACAACAACAACACUGUGUCGGGGGUAUUAUAAGUUUGAUUGGGCCAAAAAUUAUGUAACACCUCGAAAUAUUGGUUCCCCGCAUAGGGAAGUAUGUAUGGAUCUUCCUAUCUCGCCGAGCUGAGUCGAUCUAGCUACGUAUGUCCGUCCGUACAUGUUAAUUUGUAAUCACGCAACAGGCCGCAAUUAUGGCCCGAUACUCAAAAUAUUUAUGGGUUAAAAUGAACCAAAAACAGACACAUUUUCCUGAUCACACAAUUGAAAUCAAUCGGCACGGAAUUUGGCAUGAGAAAAGUGUUAAGGACAGGGAAGACGUCUAGCAUUUGGAUUAUAUUUAGCUGUAACUAACAGCACGACGGAGUUCGUAAACACUUGGCAAAUGUGUCUAGUGAAAAAGCUAAGGGUAAUAUCUGGGCAGUGCUUUAUGACAUAAUUUAAAAAGCGAAAUCUUCCAAAAUAUAUUUGGACAUAAGGGUACUUCUACCAUCUUGCAGUGUUGUAGGGUAUCACAUAGUCGGCCCCGCACGACUAUAGCCUUUGCUUACUUGUGUUUGUUGUAUAUUUGUCGGCAAACUUAUGUCGAAUAUACCCGGUGUAAGGAAAUUGUACAAUUUAAUAUAACACAAAUAUUACCAUUUCCUUCAAUUGACAGUUCCUCUGUAUCCAUUUGGUGUUUUGGAAGAAAAAAAGGAAGCUGAAUUUCCGCAUUCACCAAAUCCCGAGGAGAAUUUUUUUGAAGAAAGGAGACACAUGGAAUUGCCGAAUAUCCCAAAACCUGAGGAGGAGAAAACAGAAAAUAUAUAUUGGCAAAUAAUGGAAAUUGAAUCGGAUGAACCCAUGCAAAAUAGGCCAAUGGAAAUUCUGAAAAAAGAAAAUUUAAAAUUGAUUCAAAACGAAAAGGAACUAAGAGCAGAAAAUGACGAACUAAAGCAAAAAAUCGAGGCACUGACAAAAGAACGAAAUGCGCUAACUUGUGAAGUUGCAAAACUCAAAACUGAGUUGGACAAUUUCACAAGGAAGUGCAUUGUUCCCUCCGUGAAUACAUCAGAAGAGGCACUAACUUUAGCUCGCAUGGGUACGGACGAACGAAAAGUUUACACUAAAAAAGAAAGAGAUAUUGCUCAAAAUAUAUAUUUUAGAGGUGCGAGGUGCUACAAAUUUAUGAGGGAAAAUAUAAAAUUUAAUUUGCCCAGCCCUAGGUCUCUAGGACGAUGGCAACAUAUACGUUCUCUAAAUCCUGGUAUAGAUAUUGCAGUUGUUAACAGCUUGAAAGCACAAGUGCAAAACAUGUCGGAAAGAGAACGCAUUUGUUUCGUCGUUCACGAUGAGGUGGAAAUUAAGCCCGUCCUAGAAUACAACAAGGCAGAAGACGUUGUGGACGGGUUUGAAGAUUUUGGCAAGAACAGAAGGUCCAAAGAGAUGGCUAGGAGAUGUCUUUUUUUUAUGAUCAAGGGCAUAUGUUCCGACUGGAAAUUUAUUAUAAGCUUUUAUCCUGUUUCUAAAAAUACGACAAAAGCCGUAAUGCACAAUGUCCUGUGUGAGAACCUGCAGGUUAUCCAGGACAUUGGCUUAGACGUGCGUUCCAUUGUUUGUGACCAAGGGGCUACAAACAUCGGUCUUUACAGUUUCUUAACGACGUCGAAAUACGAACCAUAUUUUUUUUUUAAUGGACACAAAAUUUAUUGUAUGUACGACUAUUGCAAUUUGAUAAAAUCAAUCAGAAAUAAUUUGAUUACACAUGGCUACAAAACGAUUAGCGGCGAAGUUAUCAAUUUCGAAUAUGUUCGUAGAAUAUAUGAAAUUGAUAAUGAGAACCCUAACAUCAAGAUGUGUCCCAAAUUGACGGAAAAACACAUAAAUCCAGCACUGUGGGAUAAAAUGAGUGUCAGUAGAGCUACUGAAGUUUUAAGCAAUUCUGUAGCUGCCGCAAUGCAUACCUGUAUGCAAAACGGUUGUAUUUCAGACGAUGCAUAUCCGACAGCUGAAUUUAUAAAAAGGCUAAACGAUAUAUUCGACGAAUUAAAUGUUAAAACGACAUCGUCCGCAAACCCCAACAAUAAAGCGAUAUAUCGAAACUGCAAACACAAAAUUGCCCGGCUCGAAGAGGCCAGAGAUUAUUUUGGAAGCUUUGUUGUUAACAGCAAAGCAACUGUACAAUGUAUUGAUGGGUUUUGGCAAACAAUACAGUGUAUAUUAUUGCUCUCCGAAGACAUAUUUAGGGAUUACCCAAACAUCCAAUUUAUAUUGUCUGGUAAAUUAAACCAGGAUGCUUUGGAAAAUUUCUUUUCCCGGAUACGGUCUUCGCUAGGCAAUAAUACACACCCAUCAGUAAAGGAAGUGAGGUACAUAAGCGCCAAAAUAAUCUCUUCCGAUAUUUUAAAAGCAACUAAAAAUACCAAUUCUGAAGAAGAUGGUAGUAUUUCACUUCCAAUAUCACUGAAAAAUACCGGUAACAUUCAUAUUAUUGAAUAUUUAAAAUUGGAACACUCUAAUUCCGACUCCGAAGAUGAUUCAGAGUUCCUUGAGGACAUAAACUUAUGUGAAACACAAGUUAAAAGUAUACGUAGUGUACAACAGUUUGUGCUACGUGCCCUACAGCUAUGA